Molecule: messenger RNA, 4212 nt
Organism: Amborella trichopoda
Lineage: Eukaryota; Viridiplantae; Streptophyta; Magnoliopsida; Amborellales; Amborellaceae
Source: RefSeq, a predicted model, not a curated record
CUAUUUGGGUUUAGAUUAGGAUCAAGAUCCGACCUGAAUAAUAUAAAGAUUUAAAUAAUAUUUUAAUAAUAUUAUUUGAAGUUUCACCCAAAAUAAUUUUCUCUUAAUAUUCAAAAGCAAUAAAUAUUUCACCACGCACCCUUUUCGGCUGCAACUUUUUCUCUGUCCUUUCCUUCCCUCUCUCUCCUUAAAGGUGGAGUUAAUUGUUUAAACCAAAAAAAAAAAAACUUAUAGUCUGUCUCACAUAAACUAGACACAAUUAUUUAAAGGAAUCCAAAGCUUCUAUUCACCCAAUAAAAAAAAAAAAAUUAAUACUCAUUUCCCCUCCCCAAAGACCACUUGCCCAAGCACUUGUAACGGGCGCCUCUCCCUCUCUCCGGGACUGGGUUCCGGUGACAUAGUAACUUUCGGGUCUGUGUCUGGGUCCCAUAAUACGUUUUCAGGUCAGGGUCAGGUUUGGCAGGACCAGACCUGAACCGUUGCCGCCGUCCGUUUCGGCUAAGUGAAGAAGGAGCCUUGUGGAGGGAAAUUUUAUUUCCCAAAUUUGACCCCGUAUGCGCGAAAGCUCUUUUGGACCUCUCUCUGUCUCUGAUUCUCUCACUCGCAACUCCGCCAUUACUGUUCCGUCAAACUCGUCAACUCCUGAACCCUCUCUAACUCAUCUUCAUCUGGUUAAGGAAGCAACCUGGUAGCUCGAUCUCAAGGUGAGGUUCUCCUAGAUCUCUUGAUACUUGUUUUUGUGGCAAUGAUGCAUUUUUUCUUUUUCCUUUUAUCUUUAAUUAAUGCAUUUUUUGGAUAUGAAUUUUUUACAAGUUCUGUAUGUACAAAAUGCAUAUUAGUUGUUUUUAUUACUGCAUAAUUUGUUUAGUUAGCAGCUGGAUCUGGUGCUUUUUUUAACUAGGGCAUUUGUUUUCGUUUAAUUAGUUCAUUUUUUUCUUUUUUUACUUAGAAUUUCAGUAGUUAAGGUCUGGCUCUGGUCUCCCUACCAUGAAUUCAUGUUUAUAGAUUUCCUUGGAAAAGAUUGAUUUAUUUUUUAUUUUUAUUUUUGAUUCAUGGUUCAUAAUUUUGUAGAAUCUCUUGCUUCUUGUGCUCUGCCAUGGGCAAGAUUCCUCAUUCUUUUGUUGGCCUUUUAAUUCAAAUUUUGAUUUAGUAGAUAUUAAAUUUCUUGUUUGUUUUUGUUUGGAAUUUAAAGUUUGUAGUGAGUUGUUAACGGUUGUUUCUGAAAAAAAAAAAUAUUUCGAAAGCGAUGGAUGAGGGUUCAGGGUAUAUGAGUAAUAAGUGCUGUAAGAGAACUAGUAUAGUUUUAGGCAUUUAAGGCAACCACUGGUUCAAAUGCUGUCUCCACAAGUUCUUAUUUGAAAGUCUUUUGUGGAAUUGCUUCAAUUUUGAGUGAGAAAUUUUUAAUGGUUUAUUAUGCUGCCUCUGCAACUCUUUAUUGUUAGUUUUGGUUGAAUUGCUUGAUUCUUAUUGCUGCAUCAUUAAUAGAAUGUUAGUGCAUUCGAUUACUGUUUCUUCAGUCAUUAGAUUAGCCAUGAUGUAUGCUUCUGGGCCCUAGACUAUGAUAUAUUGACAUGGCUAUUAUUAUUAUAUGGGGAGAACUUGUUGGUUUAAAAAGUUAGAUCACAAAGGGUUUGUAGUUUUGAAUGGGGUUUCUUGCAUGGUUAUAUACCUGUUAGUGCACUGAUAUGGAGUGCUGUACAGCUGUUCUAAAGAUCAUAUUCUUUUGACUUUCAUUUUUCUUCUAUUAUGAAAAAUUUAUCAGAAAAUUUAUAAUGUUAUGGUAUGGGGGUCAUGUUUUCUCAUUAUUAGUAUAUGGACUUGGACAAAGAGGUCUAGCUAUGUGUUUUUUGGGUGUCAUACUUUAUCAAGUUAUACUCAGUUGGAUGAUGUGGAAUUUAUGCAAUUCAUACGUAGGAUUGACUCACUACCAAUGUAAAAAGGGAAAUGCGCUGGUUUCCUUUGCUUACAUAAAACAUUAUACAUGCAUACCUGGAACAUGUAAAACUUGAGUUUUUCUUCUUUCAAAAUAGAGUCGAAGUAAUCCAAUCCCGAGGAUUGUUGUGUGUAAACAUACAGAAACACAUGAAGCAUCAAUAUUCAAUAAAAUCAAUCAGCAAGAAUAUGUAAUUUUCCAGGCCCAAGUACUGUUUGGUGUUUCAAGAUUCUGGACCACCUCCAAGAUCUAUGCAGAUGUUCCAAUUUGGACGAAGAAAGGAACUGCUGAGUUCUCAUCUUACUCUCUUAAAGAUCUGCACUGCCAAUGGCUGCCAGGGACCCACGCCGGACAUCACACUCUCUGGAGAUGGCCCACAGCAACAACGACAACGAAAAGGAGGAGUUUGCAGAUGGCGGGCGGGCCUUCUUAAUGGUAGCCCUGUGCCCCUGCCUAACCAUCCUUAUCGUCCUCCUCAUUGUCACCUCCAUCAUCCUCGUGGUCAAGUUCCACAUUUUUUGUCACACCCCUCUCCACUCUCUCUCCAAAGCCUUCCUGAAAAAACAAUGUGGUGGCCACUGAUCAUGAAACUCAAAACCAACUGGAUUCACUCUUCUAGGGCUCUUUCGGAUACUGAUAUGGAGACAACCAGUGAAGAAGAAGAGGAAGAUAAUGAUGAAGAAAAAGGUGAUGGAAAUGAUAGGGUCGAAUCAUUUAAUGGCAUUGAUUCAAAUGAAGUGGAGAGAAUUUGCAAAGUAAUCGAGGAUCUAUUAGGUUCAGAUGGAAACAUGGAAGCAGUUUUGGAUCGGAGCAGUAUCAGUGUGUCCACUCCUGUGGUGGUGAGCGUAUUGAACAGGUUGCGCCAUGCUUGGAAACCCUCAUUUCGAUUCUUUAGGUGGGCAUCUGGUAAGUCGGGUUUCUCUCACAAUUCAGAGACUUACAAUGCGAUGAUGGGAGUUUUGGGGAGGACUCGACGGUUCGAAAGCAUGGUGGAGAUGCUUGAAGAGAUGGGGAAGGUGCAUUGCCUCUCCAUCGAGACAUUUGAGAUUGCGAUCAGAGCUUUUGCUCGUGCUAGAGAGAUGAAGAAGGCAGUAGCCAUGUUUGAAUUGAUGGGUAGGCAUGGGUUUGAAGCGGGGAUCAUGACAUUCAACAAGUUGAUCGAUUCUCUUGCUAGAGCUAAGCUUGGAAAGGAGGCACAAAUUUUGUUUGAGAAGAUGAAGGAUCAGUUUAACCCAGAUCUUAGAACAUAUUCAAUCCUUCUCUUUGGUUGGAGCAAAGUGAAGAAUUUAUCCGAGGCAGGAAAGAUAUGGAACGACAUGAUUGAUAAGGGUUUCAGGCCUGAUAUUGUAGCUUAUAACACAAUGCUUGAGGGGCUUUUCUUGGGUAAUAGGCGUUCUGAGGCGAUCAAGCUCUUUAAGCUCAUGAAAGCUAAGGGCCCUUCUCCUAAUGUGAGGAGCUACACAAUUGUGAUAAGACACCUUUGCAAAGGUAAAAAGAUGGAGGAAGCCAUGGAUUUCUUCAAUGAAAUGCUAGCUAAGGGUUGUCUGCCCGAUCCUGCAGUUUACACUUGUCUAAUUGUUGGGUUUGGUAAUGCAAGGAAGAUGGACUGUGUUUAUGGUUUGUUAAGAGAGAUGAGAGAGAAAGGGUGCCCACCAGAUGGUCGAACUUACAAUGCACUGAUUAAGUUGAUGACUAAUCGUAAUAUGCCUGGUGAUGCAGCUAGGGUUUAUAAGAAGAUGAUUGCGGAUGGCCUUGAACCCACCUUUCAUACGUAUAACAUGCUCAUGAAGUCGUAUUUUUUAGUGAAAGAUUAUGAGAGUGGGAGAGCUGUAUGGAAAGAAAUGGCUAAGAAAGGAAUCUGCCCUGAUGAUAAUUCCUACACUGUUUAUAUUGGAGGGCUCAUAAGAGAAGGGAAAUCUGACGAGGCUUGUAAGUACAUUGAGGAUAUGAUAAACAAAGGGAUGAAACUACCUCAAUUUGAUUACAAUAAGUUUGCAGCUGAUUUCUCUAGAGCUGGGAAGCCUAAUAUACUAGAAGAACUUGCACAAAAGAUGAAAUUUUCGGGGAAGUUUGAUGUUUCAAAUAUCUUUUUGCGUUUUGCGGAUAGAAUGAAGAGAAGGGUCAAAAGGAGAGAUUCUGAUCAAACUAGACAGCAUAGGAUGUUCUGAGUUUCCUCCUCUUGUUUGGAAGUAUGGCUAAUAUUAUUCAUAGCCUUGUGUUGAUAUACUAUUGUCCAACACUCAAAAAAAAAGAAAGAUAUAUUGUUGUCCAUUACUUUA